AUGGUUGUGCCGGAAGGAGCAGUAAAAGCAGACGAGGAGAAGGAAGAACUUCAGGCCAGGGGCCAGUGGACCAACAAAAUUGAAUUUGUACUGUCUGUGGCUGGGGAGAUUAUUGGUUUGGGCAACGUUUGGAGAUUCCCAUAUCUCUGUUACAAGAAUGGAGGUGGUGCUUUCUUCAUCCCCUACCUCAUAUUCCUCUUUGCCUGCGGGAUUCCAGUAUUUCUCCUGGAGACAGCCCUUGGGCAAUACACCAGUCAAGGAGGGAUCACUGCCUGGAGAAAGAUCUGCCCUAUCUUUGAAGGAAUUGGAUAUGCUUCACAAGUCAUUGAAUCCUACCUGAAUAUCUACUACAUCAUCAUUUUGGCCUGGGCCUUGUUUUACCUGUUCAACUCCUUUGCUGCUGUUCUACCCUGGGCCAACUGCAACAAUUAUUGGAACUCAGAGCAUUGUGUGGAUUUUCUGAACAGCACCAGUUGGGAGAAUGGGACAGAGUCAGCUAAUGCUACCUCAUCUGUCAUCGAGUUCUGGGAGAAGCGAGUUUUGGGAAUAACCGAUGGAAUACAUAAUCUGGGCACCGUCCGGUGGGAGCUGGCUCUCUGCCUCUUGCUUGCCUGGAUCAUCUGCUACUUCUGCAUCUGGAAAGGAGUCAAGUCCACAGGCAAAGUGGUCUACUUCACAGCCACAUUUCCUUAUGUGAUGCUUAUUGUCCUACUGAUCCGAGGAGUCACCCUGCCAGGUGCCAGAGAAGGGAUUCUGUUUUAUUUGAAGCCAGACAUUUCUAGACUUGCAGAUCCUCAGGUAUGGAUGGAUGCUGGCACACAGAUAUUCUUCUCUUAUGCCAUCUGCCAGGGAUGCCUGACAGCCUUGGGCAGCUAUAACAAAUACAACAACAAUUGCUACUGCGAUUGCUUCAUGCUCUGCUUCCUCAACAGUGCCACUAGCUUUGUGGCCGGCUUUGCCAUUUUCUCUGUAUUGGGUUUCAUGGCGCAAGAACAAGGGGUGUCCAUCUCGGAAGUGGCCGAAUCAGGUCCUGGCCUAGCAUUCAUUGCCUACCCCAAAGCUGUAACAAUGAUGCCCGUAUCUCAGCUCUGGUCUUGCUUAUUCUUCCUAAUGCUGAUCUUCUUGGGGCUGGACAGCCAGUUUGUCUGUGUCGAGAGUUUGGUGACAGCCAUUGUCGACCUCUUCCCGGACAUCUUUCGCAAGAAGGGGCGGAGAGAACUGCUGAUCCUGGGCAUUGCAGUGAUCUGCUACCUGCUUGGUUUGCUGCUGGUUACUGAGGGUGGAAUGUACAUUUUCCAGCUGUUUGAUUACUAUGCUGCCAGUGGCACAUGUCUUCUCUUCCUGGCUAUCUUUGAAGUCAUUUGCAUUGGGUGGGUUUAUGGAGCGGACCGUUUCUAUGACAAUAUUGAGGACAUGAUUGGUUACCGGCCGUGGCCUGUGGUUAAACUAUGCUGGCUUUAUUUCACUCCUGGAGUUUGUCUGGCAACCUUCCUGUUCUCGCUCAUUAGAUACACACCACUCAAAUAUAACAACGUCUAUGAGUACCCCACAUGGGGCAUCACUGUGGGAUGGCUGAUGGCGCUUUCCUCUAUGAUCUGCAUCCCCCUUUAUGUUGUGUACAGCUUGCUGAAAACCAAGGGAUCACUAAAACAGCGGUUAUGCCAGCUCACUGCUCCAGCCACAGACCUGCCCCAGCCGAAGAAGCACUUGAUUGGCUCGACAGGACGGUGGGAUCACUCCAAGCCAGGAUGCCAGAGCCCAGCCAAGGAAGUGCUCAUCAUGACAGAGAAGGAAACCAACUUCUAGAGCUCCUCGGGAGUGACUUUGUUUAUGUUCUGGAAAGGCUGGUGCUUAUUUCUGGUGGCUUCCCUUUAUGUGUGGUAUGAAGUCCCCUUCAGGCUUGGGACAGAUUCGCCCAAGAUGCAUGCAUAG
This is a messenger RNA of Euleptes europaea (tarantolino), 1932 nucleotides long. Its product is annotated as sodium- and chloride-dependent betaine transporter-like. The record is from RefSeq and is a predicted model, not a curated record. Gene Ontology annotation, biological process: sodium ion transmembrane transport. The transcript has 14 exons. Lineage: Eukaryota; Metazoa; Chordata; Lepidosauria; Squamata; Sphaerodactylidae. Gene Ontology annotation, cellular component: membrane.